GUUUCGCUUCUAUAGAUAUUCUUCUUUAGCUCUCUCGGCUGGCUGCCAUUAGAAAAAAAACAGUUGUUCUUUAAAAUCGAGUGAGUGCAGAUUAGUCACUUGUUAUUUGUUAGGCAUUAAAGGGCCUAUGGUCAUUUACAAAAACAUAAUGUGUUAAUUAUGCUGGAAAAAAGUAUUAAACAAAAUUAAUCCUAUAAAAUUAACCCCUCCACAAGUUUUCAAUACAUUACGGGCCCGAAAAACAAAGCAACAGUUUGUUAUUAGACUUUUGAUUAAUAACAGCUGUUAACGAGAAAACAAUAACAAGAAAACAACUACACCAGAAAACAAAAACACACUCUAAAGAAAAAGAAACUCCAAGAAUACACUGUAACACUUCCUACGAAAACUUCCUCUCUCUACGUCUGUCGGUCUGUUUGUCGCUCUCCACGCUAACACCACACGUUUUUAUUACGACAAUAACAUUUAACAGGAAAACAACAGCAACAACGACAGCAACAACAAAACAUGGUGGCUUCGGGUGGUUUUAAACAACAAUUGCGUACAAAUCGCUGUUAUGUUUCGUUAGCCUGCUCGAUUGGUUCUAUAAGUUUGGCCCUGGGCAGCCUUUUUCAAAUACCCAAUACCACGGAUCGUAUAUCUAUGCAACGUGGUUUAUUCUUAACCUCCUUGGGUUUCAUCUAUUUCAUUUCAUUGACGGAUUUUUGUAAUAAAUAUUUGUUGGAGACAAAACAUGGCAUUAAAUUUCGCAAGAAAUAUCGUCUAAUGAUGUCGGAUGUUAUGGAUAUGACUAAUAAAAUUGUCUCCGCCAUACAGGCUUCAUUCUCAUUCCUCGUUGGUUUGAUUGUUUGCAAAUCAACAUGCAGUAAAACAUUCGUUUAUGCUUCCCACUGCCUAAUGGAGGGCUAUGGUUGGUUUGGUACCGCUUACUUUAUGUACGAUAUCUGGUCUAUGUAUCAGGUGCAUACACAAAAGAUAGCCGAUAAAUUAAAGUUAAUGAAGUUAACUUCGUCCGCCUCGUUUACUCCCAAACCUUUAAAUGGUCAAAGUAGUAAUGGUGGUCUUUAUGAUAAACAUAUAGCCAGUACCUUUAAUGCUAAGGGCCAGCGUUUAGUGGCUUUGGAAGAUGAUUUUGCUAAUGACACCAAUGAAGAUAUGCAACACAUGAGACAUCAUGAAGAUGAAAUCUAUGAUUAUGAUGGCGAGACAGUGCAAAUACCACAAAAUGGUAAAUGGGGUUUCCUUAAGUAUGUCUUUACACAUCCAGUCAUGAUGAUACAUCACAUUUUUGUCGGUACUGUAGGAUUUUUGGUGGUUACUUAUAUACGCGGUGGUGGUCAUUGCAUUUAUAGCUAUAUGUUUAUGAUGGAAUUCUCCACUCCAUUCGUUUCGUUGCGCAGUAUUUUAAGCACUUUAGGCAUGAAAGAAUCCCAACCUUAUAUUGUUAAUGGUUUGGUUAUGUUGGGCUCAUUCUUUGUGUGUCGUGUUUUAAUGUGGCCUUAUGUUAUGUGGCGCUAUAGUUUGGAAAUAAAUGCCACUAUAUGGCAGGCCAUUUCGGGUCUACCCAUCGGUUGUAUUAUUGGCAUUUUAAUAUUAUUUUUACCACAAAUCUAUUGGUUCUUUUUGCUGAUUAAAGGAGCUAUUAAGGUCUUCUUCCCGCCCUCUAAAACAACGAACAAAUCUCUAGCUGAGGAGCAAGUCUCUAAAACCACAAAUGGCAGUUUGAAGUCCAACAACUGCAACUCCUUAACGAAUGGCUCUUUAAAAGCAAACACAACAACAACAAAUGGAAAUGGUACUUUACCAUCUUUAGUAAACAAAGCAAAACCCUCCUAAAUGUAUAAACUAAUUAAUAUUGUUAAAAACAAAUUAAUUUAAAUAAUUGUUUUGAGAAAAAAAUGCUAAAGUAAAAACUAAAAAAAUAAUAUUUAAUAACAAAUUUAAACUGUUAAAAUGUAAUACAGAAAAAAAAGAAAACUAACUAUAAAUUUAGUCAUUUAGUUAAAUGAAAACAUACACACACACAUACAUUGAAAAAGAUAAUCAUUACACACACACACAAACUAAACCUAACUAAAACUAAACUUUUAAUUUAGAACUUUUUAUUAACUCAUUUAUAGUUGAGUUUUAAUAUUUUUAACAUAAUGAUUUUGUUGAUUUUUGUUUUAAAUUUAUUUUUGAAAGGCAUUUAGCAAAAUGUAACAUUUUUGGAUUUAUUUUUAAGUGUUUAUAUAUAGGGCAUUAAAAAAGACGUCUUCUACCUUUUUUGAUGAACAUUUAUUUAAUUGAAAUACAAGCGUAAAAUUUAAUAAUCAAAAUUUAAACAAUAAUAAAAACGAGCUUAUGCUUAAAUUGUUAAAUGUUCUUAAAAUAGCAAAAAAGAACUUCUACUACUAAUAACUGUUGAAAACUAACUAGAAAAAAAUUAUUAUUAGAAAAAAAUGUUUUGAAAUUAAAACAAAAUUGUGGUAAAACCUUAAACACAUUCAUU
Molecule: messenger RNA, 2491 nt
Organism: Lucilia sericata (common green bottle fly)
Lineage: Eukaryota; Metazoa; Arthropoda; Insecta; Diptera; Calliphoridae
Exons: 5
Coding region: 508-1836 (442 amino acids)
Biological process (GO): lipid homeostasis
Cellular component (GO): membrane; endoplasmic reticulum
Source: RefSeq, a predicted model, not a curated record